GACUCACUGUGUGCCUGGCCCUUUGAACUUUUCAGCAGAACUCGGUUGUGGGAGUUGAUGCUAUUUGGCUGGUUAGGGUUGGGCUUAUCGUAUGACAAAAGGAAACCACCAUAGUGCUUUGUGCUGCCUUCUACACCGGCAGUCAGUGGAAAGAGCAGACCAUCUUUUCCCUUUCUACUUUCCCUUACAUUCUGAUGUGCGUAUGUGUGUUAACGGAGAGAUUAUCAGGCCCAGCUGUGAUCUCCCCGGUGGACACGACACCUCUCCCUGCAUGCCUCUGGCAGGUGCCCUGAGCCGUCACAUCCUCCAGCCUCAGCCUGCACCUCUUCCUCAGCCUCUUCCUCAUUGGAGCCUGACCUUGACACCCGUACCUUUCCUCUGAUCCCUCACCACCCCCCCUGGCAGUCAGCCCUCGUUUGUUCUCCUCUGCCUCUCCUCUCGGUUGAUUCAGAUGACACGUCUCCUCCACCAGCUCAGCAGGCAGGGAGCCGGGAUGUGGCCAGCCCUGCACAGCGGCCCCUCAGUGCACCUGAACGAGGGAUAAUCACUGUCACCUGCAACACACGCACACAAACUCUAUUCACACACACACACACACACACACACACACACACACACACUCUCAUUAUACAUACACACGUACACACUCAUAUUAUCCAUACACUCUCACACACUCACAUACACAUAAUACACCCCGAACACUCACCCAAAUAGUCAACCACAUACACUGUAACACAUACACACACACACACACACACUCAUGUAGAUACUGUAUUUAGCACAUACACAUAUACACACAUGCUCACACGCAUACGCACCUCACAGACAUAUACUCACGUAAACAUAUAGAUCCAAACAAUCAUUCACACACACACACACACAAACACACACACACAUGCAGUGUGAGAUGGGGGAUUGCAGCUGGGUGUGUCUGAGUCCGGCAGAGUUUGCUCAGCUGCAGAAGUACAGUGAGUACUCUACUAAGAAGCUGAAGGAUGUCCUGGAGGAGUUCCAUGGCAACGGUGUCCUCUCCAAGUACAACCCGGAGCAGAAGCAAGACGUUCUCAACCAACCCAUCGACUAUGAGGGCUUCCAGCUCUUCAUGGCCACAUAUCUGGAGAAUGACAUUCCCGAGGACCUGUGCCAGCACCUUUUUACCUCUUUCAAGAGCAAGACAGGUGGAGGAUGUUCUCCAGAGGCUCCCCGCGCCGGAGCAGGCAUGCUGGAGCCCAUGUCGAUCGAUGCAGGCAUCUCUAUACAGACCGAAGUGGCCUGUGCUCCAAUAACAGGAAUGAACGGGAAGAGCAUCCUGUCUGCCAUGGGAAGGCACACCCCCGAGCACUCUGGCCUCGCGGCAGCGGGGUCGGGGGCCACAACAUCGCCCUGCUCCUCCCGCUCCUCCUCCCAGCGCUCAGGGACUGGGGGUCACAGCCGCUCACCCUGCGGCCAGUCCAAGCCUGUGGGGGGCAGUAGCAAUGCCCUGGCGCCCACAAAGAACUCGGGAUCCCCUCGCCUGUCUCCUGAGCGGACGCGAAGUGAGAAGAGUGCCUCCCAGAACAAGAGCCCCUCAUCCCAGAAGGGCUCUCCCCUGCCCUCCCCUCAAGUGGUCUUCCUCAAGGACAUCGUGUGCUACCUGUCGCUUCUGGAGAUGGGCACACCAGAGGACAAACUGGAGUUCAUGUUCCGGCUCUACGACACGGAUGGCAACGGUGUUCUAGACAGCUCGGAAGUGGACCGCAUCAUCAAUCAAAUGGUCCAUGUUGCAGAGUAUCUGGAGUGGGACUCCACAGAGCUGCAGCCAAUCCUGAAGGAGAUGAUGGAGGAGAUUGAUUUUGACAAAGAUGGGACUGUCACUCUGGAGGAGUGGAUCAGAGGAGGAAUGACCACUAUACCCCUUCUGGUGUUACUUGGCAUGGAGACGAAUGAUCAGGAGGAUGGGCAGCAUGUGUGGAGACUAAAGCACUUCAACAAGCCGGCCUACUGUAACUACUGCCACACCAUGCUCCUGGGCGUCCGCAAGCAAGGCCUUUGUUGCUCCUUAUGCAAGUACACAGUACACGAGCGCUGUGUGUCCAAAGACAUCGCUGCCUGCAUCAGCACCUACGCCAAGUCCCGCAGACACACCAAUGCUAUGCAGCAUGUGUGGAUGGAGGGAAACUCUCCCACCAAGUGUGACCGUUGCCAUCGCAGUAUUAAGUGCUACCAGGGACUAACCGGCCUGCACUGUGUCUGGUGUCAGAUCACUCUCCAUAAUAAGUGUGCCUCCAGCCUGAAGCCUGAGUGUGAUGGUGGGUGCUUGAGGGAUCACACUCUCCUGCCCUCCUAUAUCUGCCCAGUAGUGCUGGACCGACACUCUGUAGUGAAGCGGGGUGAGAGUGAUUCCCCACCCAGCACUAGUCCUGAUGACUCAAGCCAGUGCUUCAAAUUCACAGGAGACGGACAAGCACUUCAGAUCACUCCUCUCCCAGGGACGCAUCCGCUACUGGUGCUGGUGAACCCAAAGAGUGGUGGGCGGCAGGGAGAGAGGGUGCUACGGAAGUUCCGGUAUCUGCUGAACCCCCGACAGGUCUACAGUCUGGAGUGCGGAGGGCCCAUGGUGGGGCUCAACUUCUUCCGUGAUGUUCCUGAUUUCCGUGUGCUGGCCUGCGGUGGGGAUGGGACAGUGGGCUGGAUCCUGGACUGCAUUGAUAAAGCCAACUUUGCCAGACAACCACCUGUGGCAAUCCUCCCCCUCGGUACUGGGAAUGACCUGGCCAGGUGUCUGCGCUGGGGCGCAGGCUAUGAAGGAGGUAGCGUGCUGAAGGUCCUCAAAGAUAUGGAGCACAGCACGGACAUGGUGCUCGACCGCUGGAACAUCGACAUCAUCCCUGAUGAUAAGGAGGAGAAGGGUGACCCUGUUCCCUACAGCAUCGUCAACAACUACUUCUCCAUUGGAGUGGAUGCUUCCAUAGCACACCGCUUCCAUCUGAUGAGGGAAAAGCACCCGGAGAAAUUCAACAGCCGGAUGAAAAACAAACUUUGGUAUUUUGAGUUUGGCACCACAGAGACCAUCUCUGCCACUUGCAAGAAGCUCAACGAGUGCAUUGAGGUGGAGUGCGAUGGCAUUGUCCUAGACCUCAGCAACACCUCUCUGGAGGGCAUUGCCGUCCUCAACAUUCCCAGCAUGCACGGUGGAUCCCACCUAUGGGGCGAGACCAAGAAGAGGCGAAAUUACAACCGCAUGAGCAAGAAGGUGCCAGAGAGGAUGCCAGCGAGUACCAUCACAGACGUCAAAGAGCUCAAGUUCUGCGUCCAGGAUGUGAGUGACCAGCUGCUGGAGGUGGUGGGCCUGGAAGGAGCCAUAGAGAUGGGCCAGAUCUACACAGGGCUGAAGAGUGCUGGCCGACGACUCGCCCAGUGUGCCAACGUCACUAUGAGAACGUCGCGGCUGCUCCCCAUGCAGAUAGAUGGCGAGCCCUGGAUGCAGCCCCCGUGCACGAUACGAAUUACCCAUAAAAACCAGGUCCCCAUGUUGCUGGGUCCACCCCAGAAGACGCCCUUCCUCUUCUUCAAGCGGCGCAACAAGAGUCGGGAUUAAAAGGGCAGACUGAAGAGCCAUCGGAGGAGUCACUCAUCCACACAAACUCACAUAUUCACACACACACACACACACACACACACACACACACACACACACACACACACACACACACACAAACACACACACUCAUAUACAAACAUGCCUAUCAAUUCAAUUCGCUGAACUUGUGGUGGAGGACUGGGAUAAAUAUAUCUUCAUGGACAGCCUGAGUUUGAAAAGACUUGGUGUUAAUCCAGAGUAGACCACAGAAGACCAACUCUUUGACCACUUGCUGUGUUUCCCUCCCAGACGUCCUGCCACUGGCCUUGUAACUGCACCCCAUACACCCAGCCCCGAGCCCCAUGCCCCCCUCCAACAAUAGCUUGCCAUGAAACUACUCAAGAG
Messenger RNA from Clupea harengus (Atlantic herring), 3964 nucleotides. RefSeq names its product diacylglycerol kinase beta (gene dgkg). NCBI's taxonomy places the organism in Eukaryota, Metazoa, Chordata, Actinopteri, Clupeiformes, Clupeidae. Gene Ontology annotation, molecular function: ATP-dependent diacylglycerol kinase activity; calcium ion binding. Gene Ontology annotation, biological process: phospholipase C-activating G protein-coupled receptor signaling pathway. The record is from RefSeq and is a predicted model, not a curated record. The transcript is spliced from 27 exons. The coding region runs from base 896 to 3577 and encodes 893 amino acids. Gene Ontology annotation, cellular component: plasma membrane.